Messenger RNA from Coregonus sp. 'balchen', 14142 nucleotides. The record is from the annotation of a GenBank genome assembly. NCBI's taxonomy places the organism in Eukaryota, Metazoa, Chordata, Actinopteri, Salmoniformes, Salmonidae.
CUGUCUGGUAACCCAGUGGAUCUGGAGAAGCGCCACACGGCAUUUGGGAAGAACUUCAUCCCUCCUAAAAAGCCUAAGUCCUUCCUGGCGCUGGUGUGGGAGGCUCUACAGGAUGUUACUCUCAUCAUCCUGGAGAUUGCUGCCGUCAUCUCCCUGGGCCUGUCAUUCUACCACCCCCCUGGGGGAGAUAGCGAGCGUGAGUAGUACACCCUAACCCGGGGAAGUUAGGAAAGGUGCGAGAGGGACUGGGGCAUGAAGAGUGUUUUUUGGGGGGUUGUAAAAGUUGUGUUUUGGUCCUGUAUUAUUCACUUGGUCAUGUUUUGUUCCUGUUCCACUGACCUGGUUGUGUGGCGGUUCUGUUUCAUUGACCUGGUGGAGUUUCAGUUCUGUUCCACUGACCUGGUCGUGUUUUGGUACAUUAUUAUUAAACCUGGUCGUGUUCUGGCUCUGUGUUCUGGUUUCCCCAGUGUGUGGUGAGACAGCGCCGGGAGUGGAGGAUGAGGGGGAGGCGCAGGCGGGCUGGAUUGAGGGCGCCGCCAUCUUGUUCUCCGUGGCAAUCGUUGUCUUGGUGACAGCGUUUAAUGACUGGAGCAAGGAGAAGCAGUUCCGUGGGCUGCAGAACCGCAUCGAGCAGGAGCAGAAGUUCACCGUCAUCCGCAAGGGCCAGGUCAUCCAGAUCCCCGUGUCUGAACUGGUGACAGGAGACAUCGCCCAGAUCAAAUAUGGUAAGACAUGGUUCAGAUAAAACACAGUAAGACGUGGUUCAGUUAAAACACGGUAAGACAUGGUUCAGAUAAACGCGGUAAGACAUGGUUCAGUUAAAACGCUGUAAGACGUGGUUCAGUAAAAAAUACGGCAAGACAUGGUUAAAAUAAAACACAGUACGGCAUCGCCCAGAUCAAAUAUGGUAAGACAUGGUUCAGAUAAAACACAGUAAGACAUGGUUCAGAUAAAACACAGUAAGACAUGGUUCAGUUAAAACACGGUAAGACAUGGUUCAGAUAAAACGCGGUAAGACAUUGUUCAAAUAAAACGCUGUAAGACGUGGUUCAGUUAAAAUGCUGUAAGACGUGGUUCAGUUAAAACGCUGUAAGACAUGGUUCAGUUAGAAAUACGGUAAGACAUGGUUCAGUUAGAAAUACGGUAAGACAUGGAUCAGAUAAAACACGGUAAGACAUGGAUCAGAUAAAACACGUAAGACAUGGUUCAGAUAAAACACGUAAGACAUGGUUCAGAUAAAAAACGGUAACCCCUGGUUCAGAUAAAACAUGGUAAGACAUGGUUCAAAUAAAACAUGGUAAGACAUGGUUCAAAUAAAAUGUGGUAUGACAUGGUUCAGUUAAAACGCUGUUAGACAUGGUUCAGUUAAAAAUACGGUAAGACAUGGUUCAGAUAAAACACUGUAAGACAUGGUUCAGAUAAAACACGGUAAGACAUGGUUCAGAUGAAACACAGUACAACAUCGCCCAGAUCAAAUAUGGUAAGACAGGGUUCAGAUAAAACGUGAUAAGACAUGGUUCAGAUAAAACGUGGUAAGACAUGGUUCAGAUAAAACAGUGUAAGACAUCGUCCAGAUAAAAUAUGGUAAGACAUGGUUCAGAUAAAACACGGUAAAACAUGGUUCAGAUAAAACACGGUAAGACAUGGUUCAGAUAAAACACGGUAAGACAUGGUUCAGAUAAAACAUGGUAAGACAUGGUUCAAAUAAAAUGUGGUAUGACAUGGUUCAGUUAAAACGCUGUUAGACAUGGUUCAGUUAAAAAUAUGGUAAAACAUGGUUAAGUUAAAACACGGUAAGACAUGGUUCAGAUAAAACAUGGUAAGACAUGGUUAAAAUAAAACACAGUACAACAUCGCCCAGAUCAAAUAUGGUAAGACGUGGUUCAGAUAAAACACAGUAAGACAUGGUUCAGAUAAAACACUGUAAGACAUCGUCCAGAUAAAAAUAUGGUAAGACGUGGUUCAGAUAAAACACAGUAAGACAUGGUUCAGAUAAAACACGGUAAGACAUGGUUCAGAUAAAACACUGUAAGACAUGGUUCAGUUAAAACACGGUAAGACAUGGUUCAGAUAAAACACGGUAAGACAUGGUUCAGAUAAAACACGGUAAGACAUGGUUCAGUUAAAACACGGUAAGACAUGGUUCCGUUAAAUCAUGGAAAGACAUGGUUCUGUUAAAACACGGUAAGACAUUGUUCAGUUAAAAUGCAAUAAGACAUGGUUCAGUUAAAACAUGGUAAGACAUGAUUCAGAUCAAAUACAGUAAGACAUGAUUCAGAUCAAAUACAGUAAGACAUGAUUCAGAUCAAAUACAGUAAGAGACUUAGCUUCAAUUAAACAUGCUGUAAUAUUCCCCAGACAGGAUACAGUGAACCAAUAUAAUGAGGUAACACAUUGACCAAAAGUACGACGGUAGGGAAUAUAACUGUGUAACUGUUUCCUAGGUGACCUACUGCCAGCUGAUGGUAUCCUGAUCCAGGGCAAUGACCUGAAGAUCGAUGAGAGCUCUCUGACCGGCGAAUCAGACCAAGUCAGGAAGUCACUGGAGAAGGACCCCAUGCUGCUGUCCGGUGAGAGCGGCUGUUCAUAAUAUCACUAUUAUCAGACAUUCAAUAUCCCAGUCAGGACCUUUUAUUUAGUUGCUACAUCCAUUUUUUGGACUUAAUGCACCUUUAAAGCUAGAAUCCGCAGUUGAAACAAUAACAAAGCGUCCGUCCCGCUUCUGUUUUUGUAAAAAGCUGAAGGAUGGGCCUGAAGAAAUGUAACCACUCUCAAAUUCAUAGACAGAGCUAUGGAUGCAAGGACUGACCAUCCAUGAUAUAAAAAUGAUAGUUUGAAGCAUAUUUUGAUGCUAUACAAAGUUUGUUUACAUUUACGUUGUUUACAAACAUUGGAGUAAAACAAUAUUAUACUUUAGGUUCUGAUGGGGUAAGACAGUUGAACUAAGCUCAUGAGGCAUUUAUAAGUUAUAUUCUUCACGAAUCAAUGGGUAUAUAUCACUAAUUUAUAUGUAGCAACUAAGGAUUCUAGCUUUAAUGAUAACAUAAGACGUGUGAUGCAGUAUAUGGAGACUGAAAAUAGAGGACACAAUGAAAUAACAUGCAGUACAGUCAUUCAAACAUACAGUACAGACAUUCAAACAUACAGUACAGCACAGUCAUGACCUUUCUGUUUAUGUGCUAGUAUCCUCUCUUAUCUCUCUCUCUCUCUCUCUCUCUCUCUCCUUCCCCCAUCUCUUCUUGUCCUAUCUCUUUCCCUCCCUCCUUCCUCCAGGCACCCAUGUGAUGGAGGGAUCAGGCAGAAUGGUGGUGUCUGCGGUGGGUCUCAACUCCCAGACUGGAAUCAUCUUCACUCUGCUUGGGGCGGGAGACAGCGACGAGGAAAAGAAGAUCAAGAAAGGUGAGAGAUAACAGGGAGAAAAUGACAAACGCAUAUCGCCAUGGUAACAGUUCACAGAGAGUCAGUGACUUGCUUUUUACAAAUGGUCUCCUUUCUGCGUGUUUCUAUCUGCCGAGCUCUCUCUCUCUUUCUACGUGAGAUCUCUGUUUGCUGGUUCCCUGAGGUAAGAUUCUGGUGGGAGGAUGAGUAACUACAGUCAGUUGAACUCUAGAAUUAUGUAAAGAGGAUUGGGAGAGCCAUGAUAGACACUGUACUAUGGAGGCCAGAGGUUCUGAAUGCUCAGUUUCAUUGACAUCUCUGUCCUAUCCUUAUUUAUCGAAUCCCUGGUGUUAGAUUUCACAUCCAAGCCAAUGCCCUUUCUAGACCACUCCUUCCCAGAAGUGGUUCUGUUCAUGGACGAAUUGGUGGUCAAUCUAUGUCCGUACCACAGACUUACUGUCAGGAAAAAAAAGAUUUUCAUUCUCCACUCCUUCAUUACAUUUACUUUUUAGUCAUUUAGCAGACGCUCUUAUCCAGAGUGACUUACAGUUUAGUGAGUGCAUACAUGUUCAUACUUCAUCCCUCCCUCCCUUUCGUAUCUGUUCUAUUAAAUCUAUGACAUCACAGGCGCUGAAGUAAGAAGAGCUAAAAGGGUGACAUCACUUUAUGUGUUCAACCUCUGUCAUGUAUCCACCUCUCGAAGGACUUGAUGUGGUGAAGCUUGUGAAUAGAUAUGAUCACAUUAAACAACACAGGCCUCCCAAUACAAUUGAUCUGUGUAUCUAUCAAUAUGGUCUCUAAUGAGCGUGUGUUCCGUACUAACACUUCACUGCGUCUUCUUUUCUGUUUGGUAAGAGUUUUUUGCUAAGAUUUCAGUUCUUCAGGCAUUCAUUCUAAAGGGGCUGAAUGCGCCAGCUCAGAGGAGGGAGCUGCAAGGCAACAACUCAUUCCAAUUGGCAUCUCAUGUCAUCACAGAAUUAGACUGUGAUUUAAAUUGUUCAUGAAACCGCAGAGCACCACCACCACAAUCUUAAUGUUAUGGGUUUAUAAGAAAGUAGAUCAGAGCAAGUACAGGCUAGAAACACACACACACACACACACACACACACACACACACACACACACACACACACACACACACACACACACACACACUGGCUGCAACACAGGCACACACACUAGGUGUUGAAAUGGCUGUCUUCCUCUGAGACAGGUGUGUACAGAGAGGAUGGAAACAGAGAGCAGACUGCUGUUAAGUGCUGUGUCACCUCCACUCCACACACACACUCCCACACUGCCCCCUCACAUUCGCACACACUCUCACCUCCCAUACGCUCACUCAUGCACAUACACUUCCCCUUCACGCACUCACACUAACACACACACACACACACAGUCAAACACGUACACACACACCUCUGCCAGAGACACAUACUGAUACAGUGACUCAGAGAGCAGAGGAUGGGGCAGAGACUGGCUGACUGAGGCUUCAGGGUAUUUUGCUGCUCAGCUGACAAAUGCUACACACACACACAACUGAUCUCCACAUACUCCCCCCCCCCCCCCCCCCCCCUCUUUCAGGGCUACACACACCUUGAACUGACACACACACACACACACACACACACACACACACACACACACACACGCACACACACACACACACACACACACACACACACACACACAACUGAUCUCCACAGACACCCCCCCCCCCCCCCCCUUUCAGGGCUACACACACCUUGAACUGACACAUACACACACACACACACACACACACACACACACACACACACACACACACACACACACACACACACACACACACACACACACACACACACACACACACACACACACACACACACACACACACACACACACUGCUCCCUUCACCACCACUCUCAGGCAGAAGGAGAAAAACACCUGCGGCAGUGCAGCCUCUUCCUCUGUCUGACAUCAAUCUGAAAUGACUGCUUCCCUGAAUGUCAAGACAGGGGCAUGAGUGAAUGGAUGGGGUGUGUGUGUGUGUGUGCGCGCAUGUGUUUUUAUAAACUUACUGCCGUUAGUUACACAUGUAUUGAUUGAAACAGACAAGAGCCCAGUGUAACCAGUCGUCAGUAACAGACCUACUGUCUAUGGGUGGAUGCUCUACUUUACUCUACAGCCUUAAACCAACUAGUGCUCUCUCUCUCCUCUAAUGGCCCGUUCCAGCCCCCAACACACAUGUGAAUUUAUAUUGUUUUGAACUUCUGUUCUGUUUGGUUUUAUGAUUUUUUAUUUCCUUUAAGCCAUGUUGUCAGCAUUCCGCAUUCUCUCUCUCUGUCUGAACAGGUAAAAAACAAGGACCCCCCGAAAAUCGCAACAAAGGUAACCCUUCCCUCCAGCCCUCCCUCCCCCCUCCAUUCAGCAGCAGUCUGGGAGUCUCGUGUCAGUCUCACUCUGUCUUUUUUGUCUCACACUCUCCCUCUCUCUCUCACUCUCGCUUCCCUCCACCUGCUGAAAAGGGGAGGUUCUUCUCGCCUCGCUUUACCUGUGAAAGGAUGCAACUCUCACCUGCCACUGGCCGUCAAUGCUACCUUAGCAGACCCAAUCAAUCACUAAGUUAGCUAGGGUUAGCAUUCAGCACUACUGUUGUUGACUACAGUUAUAUCCUUCAGCGCUAUAUGGGGUUAAAAUAACACAACAACUCCAGUAGAUUUGUAUCCCUUGUAGAGCUAAAUGGGGUUAGCUUUAUCUCGCUCACAGAGCUGCAGAAGGGUUAGUUCUAGAAGUUUCACCAUCCUCACAUGCUAUGUUGAGAUUGAAAAGAAACAUGCCACAUACAUUUUUUUUAUCUCAAUGAGACUAACCACAUGCAUGUGAGGGUACAUGUUUGUUUGUGUUUGUGUGUGUGUCAGAUGUGGAGAGGUCAGAUACAUUUAAUAAGGACCUGGGUGUUGUAGCUCUUCCAGCUUGCCUGGCCUGGACGGUCCACCCUCCCACCCUCUAUGUGGCGUGUCAUUCAGAACUCAUCCAAGCUGUGUCCCCCCCGCCUCCCUCCUCACACACCCUACCCUCCCCCAGCCUCCCAGGGCCUGAGCAUCUGCUACUUACAGACCCCCCCCCUCACAUCCACAGCCCUCCUGCCCUCUCCUUCCCCUCGCCCUUGGACUUUAUAACUAGUAAACAGCUUCUCUCCUUUCUAGCAUGUAGAAAUAUGAAUUGGGACAUGUCGACCCAACCUGCAUUCACUUCACAACAUAUCAUAUUCUGAAAAUGUCUACAUACUUAUUUUAAUUGAGUAGUGAACACAGUGUAGCUUUAUGGACGCCAAGUCAUCUCUGGCUCUUGAGAGUAAAUGGAAUGGGAGUUGUAGGACCCCUGAUACCAUGCUCCAAAUACGUUUCAAGGAUCUGGGAAUUUGGUAGUAGUGAUUGGGCUUAGUGUAAAAGAGAAGGGAUCUUAACAGAAUUCUAAUAGACAUUCUACUAUUCUAUCUAAUGCUAACACUAGAACUAGAAUCUCUAGGGGUUAGGGAGACUGCGUUAGCUUUGGGAAGUGGCUCAGUGUGGGAAUUGCACCCUGACAUUAUCAAUUGGCUGUGGACUGUUGUCUGUUCUGUUCUGUUUUUGUAUUCUGUUUAUUUUCUUUCUUUAAUUUCUCUCACUGUUGCCUCUUUCCAGGAUGUUGCUCAGGACCUCAUGCUGUCUCGUACUCCUCACAAUCACUGUUUUACCUCUUUCUUUCUCUCUCUCUCUGUCUUUCGCUAAAAAAAAAACACCUCUGGAGAUUUGCAGCCUCCUCUUCUACCUCUUCUUACCCUCCUUCUAUUUUUGUGGUGGUUGUAUCGCUCUGCUUGGUUUUUUGGGUAUCUUUUUGCAGUUUGUCGGUUUCUUUGUUUGUUGACUUGUUUUUUUUCUUCGUGACACACACUCGCCCCCUUCUUCGUCGUGGUCCGUGCUGCGUUUGUAAGUGCUGUGCGUGAGUCCGUCCGUUCGUCCGUCUGCCAGUCCAGUCAGUGUGUGGCUGUGUUUAUUCGGGUCUGUUCUAAUUGGUUUUGUGUUGAGACUGGUGGCCUGUUUGCUCAACACAGGGGGACUCAUGUAAAGUCAUAUUAUCAAGGCAAAACAUAAGUAGACGGUACAAAAUGAUCCUGCUAGAUUGUGAAUGUACUGCUUUUGUGUUUACUGACUAGUGUUAAGUGUUGCAUGGGCCACAAAUGGAAUUCAAAAGUAUGCAUAAGGCACUGAUUACCAUAGAAUACUGAUAUCUUUAUUCAUCCAUUACUUUAUCACCUUUAUUAUACUCGCCCUUAGAUAUUGUGGAUUAUUUAUACUGUAAAAUAGAUAUAGUGACUAGUUGCAGUGCCAGGUUGUUAACAGUAUGAAGAUGAAACACAGAGAUCACAAUGCUCCCAGAGAACAAACAAAGCAAAUCUAAGCUGUUGAAGUGGUGAAAUGCAAAUUUCAUAUUUGUUUAUGUAAAACAUGACUGAGCUCUGUAGCAGAGAUGAAAUAUGUUCAGUUGACAAUCCCCUGACAAGGAACCAUUGUAAAAUGUACAACCUGUAUCUCUUGUUCUGAAUUUAUUCUCUGUGUAUGCUGUAAAAAUGUCUCCAUAGACUCUGGGACAAGUUGUAUAUUGUUAAAUUGCUGCUUCAAAUCAGUUUUGUAUCAUUAAAUCCUUUAUUUUAUCUCAAGCAUUUCCUGCUGAAUUCUGUGCUAUGUGUUUACUCUUUCCAAUACCUUCCUUCUUUCAUAAUGUUUCAGUUAUGUAUUAGAGUAUUUAAACAAUCAGUUGAUAAAACUUUUUAUACUAAUUUUCCUUUAAUGAAGAAUAAAUGACAUUGCUGAACUCUCCAUCAAACUGACAGGUAACAACACAUAGUAACAUCUGUGUUGAUCACCUUAAUGGAUCUGUUCUGGUUAAAGAGAUCUAAGGGAUCCACAGCUGAGUUGGUCCUGUGGAUCACUGUUCAGGACCUGAGUCUGGGGGUUUGGUGACUGACUGUGUGUCUGUCUCUCUUCCAACCGUAACUGAACCACAACUUCUCUGUGUCUCUCUACCCUUCACCCCAACCCUUCCUUGAUCCCCUUCCUGUUCCUGCUCCUCACCCCAACCCAUCAAAACCUCACCACCAACCAUCUUCAACCUCUUAUCACUAUCUUAACCCCCCCCAAACCUUCUCCCCACCACCACUAAAUGCUCCCCUCCUCCCAACUUCCACCUCCCUCUACCACACCUCCCUUAACCCCCUCCCUCUAUCCCACCCAUCCCUCUUCCCCAUCCCUUUACCAUGUCCAAUAGCUAAGACCCAGGAUGGCAUUGCCCUGGAGAUCCAGCCCCUGAAGAGUAACGAGGCGGCUGAGUCUGAGGAGAAGGAGCCUGAGGUGGAGGUGAAACGGGUGAAGAAGGUUCAGGUCAACAAGAAGGAGAAGUCUGUGCUGCAGGGCAAACUCACCAAACUGGCCGUACAGAUCGGGAAGGCAGGUGAGGACAGAGACGGAGAUAUACACACGCAUGGACACACAGACGGACAUUAACAGAUAUAGAUAGAGACGCGCGCACACUAGUGUUGCACGGUAUACCAAAACAUCUGUACUUUUUCGAUACUAGAACAUAGAAAACGGUUCGGUAUUAGAAUUUGUGUUACUUUCUGUACUUCUGUGUCUCACGCCGUCUACUGAGAGAGGUUCAGCAUAGUGCCUUCAGAAAGUAUUCACACCCCUUGAAUUUUUCCACAUGUUGCAGCCUGAAUUUAAAAUAGAUUAAAUUGAGAUUUUUUUGUCACUGGCCUACAAACAAUACCCCAUUAAAAAAAAAAAUACAAAUUAAUAAAAAAUACAAAGCUGAAAUGUCUUGAGUCAAUAAGUAUACAACCCCUUUGUUAUGGCACUCUGUGCAAUAAUGGUGGUUCAAAUUAUUUUUGAAUGACUACCUCAUCUCUGUAACCCACACAUACAAGGUCCCUAAGUCCAGCAGUGAAUUUCAAACACAGAUUCAACCAGGGGCGCAACUUUGGUUUUAGAAGUGGGGGGGGACAUAUACACUACUGGUCAAAAGUUUUAGAACACCUACUCAUUCAAGGGCUUUUCUUUUCUUUUUACUAUUUUCUACAUUGUAGAAUAAUAGUGAAGACAUCAAAACUAUGAAAUAACACAUAUGGAAUCAUGUAGGAACCAAAAAAUAUUGAGAUUCUUCAAAUAGCCACUCUUUGCUUUGAUGACAGCUUUGCACACUCUUGGCAUUCUCUCAACCAGCUUCACCUGGAAUGCUUUUCCAACAGUCUUGAAGGAUUUCCCACAUGCGGAGAUCAUCCGUUCACCCAUACCGCAUCUCACAAAGACAAAAACUUUUGACCGGUGGUGUAUAUAUAUUUGUAGUAUUUUUUCUUUUUCUUCAGUUGGACAAACACUCCAAACAGCCUACCCGACCGCUCGGAGGCGUCCACAUGGUCCUAUAGCACACCGUUGCCUCGUUUUGUAUCACAUUCCAAUGAUAAAACUGGGAGGGACAAUAAAUGCAAUUUUAGAAUGAAAUUGAAAGAAGGAAGGAUGUAGAGAAUAACAAAUAUUCCAGAACAAGCAUCCUGUUUGCAACAAGGCACUGAAGUAAUACUGCAAAAAAAUUGUAAAAGCAAAUAACUUUUUGUCCUGAAUACAGUGUUAUGUUUGGGGCAAAUCCAAUACAACACAUUACUGAGUACCACUCUUUCAAUAUUUUCAUGCAUAGUGGUGGCUGCAUCAUGGUAUGGGUAUGCUUGUAAUCAUUAAGGACUGGGGAGUUUUUCAGGAUAAAAAAAUUAAUGGCAAAAUUCUAGAGGAAAGCCUGGUUCAGUCUGCUUUCCACCAGACACUGGGAGAUGAUUUCACCUUCAGCAGGACAAUAACCUAAAACACACGGCCAAAUCUACACUAGAGUUGCUUACCAAGAAGACAGUGAAUGUUCCUGAGUGGCUGAGUUACAGUUUUGACUUAAAUCUCCUUGAAAAUCUAUGGCAAGACUUGAAAAUGGUUGUGUAGCAAUGAUCAACAACCAAUUUGACAGAGCUUGAAGAAUUUUGGAAAGAAUAAUGGGCAAAUACUGACAAUCCAGGUGUGCAAAGCUCUUAGAGACUUACCCAGAAAGACUCACAGCUGUAAUCACUGCCAAAGGUGAUUUUAACAUGUGUUGACUCAGGGGUGUGAAUACUUAUGUAAAUUAUAUAUUUCUGUAUUUCAUUUUCAAUACAUUUGCAAACAUUUCUAAAACCAUGUUUUCACUUUGUCAUUAUGUAUCGUGUGUAGAUUGGUGAGAAAAAAUACCUAUUUAAUCCAUUCUGAGUUCAAGGUUGUAACACAACAAAUUGGAAUAAAACAAGGGGUAUGAAUACUUUCUGAAGGCACUGUACAGCUGAAGCUAACAUCAAUUUACUACCCUAGUACCUUAUUUGUAAAAAUAUGCAAACCAUAACGCAAAAUAUUGCUGAUUUUAAAAGCUGAUUGUGACCAAAACUUUAUUCAUUCAUUAGUCUCCCCUGCCUCACGUCUCUCCCAGUCAAGAUGAUCUUUGCUUGAGCCUCGAACUGUGUGUGUGAAUGACGUCAUGGGACUCAAAGAAGAGAUUUCUUCUUCUAUGCAAAUGUUCUUGAUCAGUACAAUACAAUAAGUCCCAAAUGGAAACAGAUUGUUUUUCAUCUGUAGCCGCAUGAAAUCACCCAAAACUAGUGUGGUGGAAAUUCAACACCAGUGACACUUGAAGUCAAUAUUAAAUGAAUCACUCUUUAUUAUCAGUUAACUGGAGAGGUUCACAAACUCAAUAAAAGCUUGAUGAAAACUCUGACAAGGGCGUUCCCUUUCAGUCCUUAUAUACUGCUACACAAACAAGUCAUAUAAGCAUGAUUUACAUUAUUCAUUAUUAACGUUGGUUCCUGCAUUUGACUGACUGAUACCUCACAAGGCUUCUUCUCUCAAAGCUGAGACCUUGAAAAUGAGAUACUCCUUGAUCCCAGAGCAAUGUUCUGGGCGUACUGCCAAAUUGCUUAUCAGUGAUAUUCUGGUUUACUCAAUCAAUCAAUCAAUCAAUUUUAUUUUAUAUAGCCCUUCUUACAUCAGCUAAUAUCUCGAAGUGCUGUACAGAAACCCAGCCUAAAACCCCCAAACAGCUAGUAAUGCAGGUGUACUCCUGUGUGUAGUCAACCCUUCACUCGCAUGAACCCAACUAAGACAUGUAAUUACAAAGCAGCAUUAUUCUAAACAUACGAUCUGAUACACACAGAGAACAUUUCCAUCACACAAGCUCAAUAACUCAAUGCUUGCACACACUCCUAUUGAAUAUGCAUUCACCUGUAUUGUGAAUAGGCCUAGGCUACAUCUUGAUUUACCCAGUUUAUCAAUAGAGAUUUACAAUUUAAAUAAAUGAUUACCAUUAUAUUGUUAUGUAGUUAGAUUGUAUAAUUGAUUCUUUAAUGCAUACUUUCAAAAAUAACACAUUUUAAUGAUGUUGACCUCAAAAGAUCUGUUUGGAAGUGCCAUUCUGUGACUUUGGCUAAUACGCCUUCUUUUUUUUGCCGUGGUAUUGUUUUGGUAUCUGGUGUUGUGAUGGGAUCGAGUAUCCUGAUACUAAACUCUGAGAAAAAAUUCUGGUAUCACGGAAACACUAGCGCACACACACAGAGACAGACCAUGCAGAUUGGGAAGGCAGAUAAGGACAGAGAAGGUCUUAAAAACAGUUGGACCCUGAUACACAUUGUUGUUUCCUAUGCCCAGGUCUGAUCAUGUCAGCUGUGACGGUGAUCAUUCUCAUCCUGUUCUUCGUGAUUGACACAUUCGGGGUGCAGGGUCGUCCAUGGCUGAAGGAGUGUACCCCCAUCUACAUCCAGUACUUUGUCAAGUUCUUCAUCAUCGGAGUCACUGUCCUGGUGGUGGCUGUGCCUGAGGGGCUGCCCCUAGCCGUCACUAUCUCCCUGGCCUACUCUGUCAAGGUACACACACAGAGAGACGCGUGUGCGCACACACACGAUGCUGGUAGUGGCAGUGCCAAAGGGGCUGCCGCUUGCUGUCACCAUCUUCCAGACUUACUCUGUCACAUACACUCAUGAACACACACACAGCUCUAACCUCUACUGUCUGUCUUGUCUCCUGUUUAGAAAAUGAUGAAAGACAACAACCUAGUGCGUCACCUGGAUGCGUGUGAGACCAUGGGGAACGCUACGACCAUCUGCUCCGACAAGACAGGCACCCUCACCAUGAACCGUAUGACCGUGGUGCAGGCCUACUUGGGAGACACACACUACAAAAAAGUACCGGAACCUGACGUCAUCAAACCAUCCACACUUGAAGUCAUGGUCAACAGCAUCGCCAUCAACUCAGCCUAUACUACUAAGAUCCUGGUAAGAGAGAGACCCACACACGCAACCUCAAAUUGAACAAGCACUCACGAUAAACCUUCACCGCUUACUAUCACAAACACACACAUACACACACACACACACACACACACACAAACACACAGACAUGAAGCACACGCUAAUAUCGUCCCAGUCUUCAGUAAUGGUCCAUAAUGGAAUUUCAGAAAAAUGACGCUGCCUUCCAUCCCAUUCAUUCAUCAGCCCAUCAAUACCACUUUAGAUCAUCACACAAGAUUGAAGACACAGGCUUUAAAUAGCCCUUCGGAAUAGUUCCUUGGAGCGUAGCGCCCCAACAUAUCGAUCUCUACACAGUGUGCGCACAUCCAUACAAAAGCAGUGUCUUCUUCUCUAGUGCAUUUCUACAUGGUAUCUUUUACACUCUAUAUGAUGCAUAUCUCAAUGUUCCUUUUACUGUAUGUCUUCAUGAACUAUACAUGUUGGUAGCAUACAGUAUGUAGGGUAUGUGUAAUGUUUUGUUUGUUACUCCAGUCCCCAGAGAAGGAGGGAGGUCUGCCCCGCCACGUCGGCAACAAGACCGAGUGCUCCCUAUUGGGCUUCGUGCUGGCGCUGAAGAGAGACUACCAGCCAAUCAGGGACGAGAUUCCUGAGGAGAAUCUGUACAAGGUGUGUAGCUGCUUCAAAAUGUAUCAAUGACAUUAAUGGUGCAAUCUUUAACUUAUAUAUCUAAUAUAUAUAUGUAUAUAUAAAUUGUGUGUAUAUAUAUUGGGUGUGUGUGUGUGUUUGUUCCCUGUGGCCCCAAGACUAAAUGUUCAAAAACCUACUGCCCCUUAUUCCUACAGAGAGCUAACUUAUACACAAACUACUGUACUAUAGUAAUAUAGUAUAUUGUGAUAUUAUGAUAGUUAUAACUGAAUGGUGUGUUUCCAGGUGUACACCUUCAACUCGUCCCGUAAGAGCAUGAGCACGGUGUUGAAGAACACAGACGGUAGCGGCUUCCGCAUGUACAGCAAGGGAGCGUCCGAGAUCGUCCUACGCAAGUACGGACGGGUGGGAGGGAGAUUGGUCAUGUCUUUCAUUGAUGAAUGGAUACACAGAGAUAGACAAACAGAAAGAGUUGAUCAUCUGUGAUGUGAUAAUACAUUAUGAGUAAGUUGGCAAACAUCUCUCCCCCUUCCCUCUCUAGAUGUUCACAUAUCCUGAACAUGAACGGGGAGCCACGUAUCUUCAAGCCUAAGGACCGUGAUGAGAUGGUGAAGAACGUGAUUGAGCCCAUGGCCUGUGACGGUCUGAGGACAAUCUGUGUGGCCUACAGGGACUUCCCUGCCGAGGCAGGAGAACCAGACUGGGACAAUGAGGCCGACAUCCUCGACGAGCUCACCUGCAUCUGUGUGGUCGGCAUCGAGGACCCCGUCAGACCUGAGGUGGGACAGAAA